AUGGAACACCCUGCCGUGACCUCCUGGCUACACGACCGUUGCAUCGACGCUAGCUAUGCGGACUCUCGUGGGGAAACGUUUCUUCACCAAGCAGUCACAGAGAACGUGGCGUGUGUUCAACGCCUCAUCGACCUCGGCGUUAAGCCAGAUUCCGCCGACAAAACCGGCUGGUCAGUUCUUCACGAGGCCCUCAGUGGACCUGGCCAUACUCCCAUCGUCAAGCUUCUUAUCGAUCGUGGAGCAAAAGGCGACACGAAGACUCACUCGGCUGAAGAGAGUAUUAGAGCAAAGAUCGACCCUGAGAUGACCGUCGUUGGCGUUGGUACUGCGAUUCUUCUUAAGGCCUCCUAA
This is a messenger RNA of Fusarium odoratissimum NRRL 54006, 351 nucleotides long. RefSeq lists its product as uncharacterized. Bases 1 to 351 code for a protein of 116 amino acids. The transcript has 3 exons. NCBI's taxonomy places the organism in Eukaryota, Fungi, Ascomycota, Sordariomycetes, Hypocreales, Nectriaceae. The record is from RefSeq and is a predicted model, not a curated record. Gene Ontology annotation, molecular function: protein binding.